AACGUUAGUUGUGAGUGUGGCCAACAUAGUUUUAUCUUUAAGUGUUCUAGAAACCAAUAAUGAACAAGAUAUUUCAAAUAUGACUGUAUUUGAGAAUGGCAGUAAAAUAUCUGAAAAUGAAAAUGCAGAAUUGGUUACUAAAAGAGAUAUAAAUGAAGAAGACGAUAAUAUAAGUGAUCUGAAUGAUAAUGAUAAAGAAAUAUUCGAAGCCGCAGAGAGCAGCAACUUAGUCUAUCGACCACUCUUUGUAUACAGGAAGAUACAACACAGUAAACGAAGAAUCACCAUGUUUAAUUCGUUCGCUGGAUAGCUUAUAAGGUUCCUGAUUCGUACGAAGGAAUAUCGCCAGUGCAUGAUUUCAAGGAAAAGCUUGCUAACAGUCCCAAAGGGUUUACUGACAGAUUCUUAUUGACUUCUCCUCACAAUGCUUUGAAACAUCUUGAUAAUUCUAUACUAAAAGCAACUAAAAAUGUUACCCAAAACCCAGAAAUGGAUGACAAUCUUUACCAAAUUGCAAAGGACAUGGUUUCCGCUAUACUAUCAAAGCUAGAAAUACAGGAUAAAAUAACCAGGAUUACCAGGGAGGCGUUAGAAGCUCCCGGUAAAAAUAAAGGGAUAACUGCUAUAGAAACUAGACGUAUUCUGGACUAUAUUUCUAGGACAUUGUCCGGGCAUAUACUUAGUAUAACCAGAGCUUCUACUGAACCAGAACUACAUCGAUUGGUAUACGGGCUAGCUCAGAUUGCAGCAGAAGUGUCAAUUGUAUCAGCGUUGAAAGAUAUUACGUACCCUGCAGCGUUAUCUAAAAAGCAGUCUGUUGAUUUAUCUCUACGUCGAAAAAGGGCAAUAUCCAGUGGAACAGAAAAUGCACUAGCAACACCACCUCCGGCUGCUGCAGUUUCAGCUACUAACGCAACCCCGAAUAAAAGUGUCAGUAAUACUACUGAUACUUCAUCUAUGAUACCUUCACCAUAUUCAGUUCUUUUCAAGAGUGACAAAAAACCUGUUCAUGUCCUUAACACUAAACCAAAUAAACCUAUUUCGAUGAAAGGAUUUUUGAAUCAAACUGUCUUAGAUAUGGAAAACAAAGAACAAGAAAAUAAUUACACAGAUCCCAUUGUUAUGGAGAAAUCAAUAAAUGGAACUCAUUAUGUGAAAGAAUCACAAACAUUAGACACCCAAGAAUUUAGUGCUCCCGGUCUGAUUGAUGACUGGAUGGAUAACAAGGAAACUGUUUAUAAGCCAAUCAAUCCUGAAGUUGUUGCUGACAUGGAAAUAGAUCAGCCUGAAUUUGAAGAUGAAAAUGGUAAUGACAAGAGAACGAAACAAAAACAAGAGAGGCUUGAAGUGAAAGCCAAGAAAGCUAUAUUAUAUGCCGGUGAUGUGGCGUACUUAACUGCAGCAAGCGUUGUUGCUCUUAGACGAGCUUUGACUGCGUCUAUUGAAGUACAGAUGUCCGUGCGGUACGCGAAAAAUGGUAUGUCGAAUCAUCAGGAGUUAAUGAUGAACUUGGCAAAGACAGCUGCUCAACAAGCAGGAAAACAGGCGAAGAGCGCUACUUCCAAAUCUUUGGCUUGUGAACGAGUAAUAAAGUUGGCACUCAAGUAUACGGCGCAAUCACAUGGAGCCAAUUUGAACCACGUUGCAAACAGAAUUGUAAUGGAUACUUUAUCACUGGCUACACUGGCGAAAUCUAUGGCAUUUGUCUCUUCUGAUAUAGCAAUCAAUUCGUUGUAUCAAGCUACUGAUGUGAAACCACCUACGUAAAAUAAAAUGCAAAUCAUAACACUACUUACUAAUAAUCUUCAUCUCAUACAAACAGUUGGGUUACUUAAUGUAAAAUUGUAAUUUCAAUGUUAAAUGCUCUAAUAAAUGAAACAGUAAACUUCGAAA
Molecule: messenger RNA, 1893 nt
Organism: Spodoptera frugiperda (fall armyworm)
Lineage: Eukaryota; Metazoa; Arthropoda; Insecta; Lepidoptera; Noctuidae
Exons: 2
Coding region: 490-1767 (425 amino acids)
Source: RefSeq, a predicted model, not a curated record